Molecule: messenger RNA, 1396 nt
Organism: Aspergillus pseudotamarii
Lineage: Eukaryota; Fungi; Ascomycota; Eurotiomycetes; Eurotiales; Aspergillaceae
Product: serine hydrolase domain-containing protein
Exons: 1
Coding region: 84-1232 (382 amino acids)
Source: RefSeq, a predicted model, not a curated record
AGCAUUCAAAGAAACCAUACCUUGCAACCAGAUUCUCUUCUGUUUCUAGUGAUCUCGAACAUUUCAUACAGUCAUUACGAGUCAUGGCUGAGGUCAGUGGCAUAUGCGACCCGGCGUUCGCGUCCGUGCGCGAUAUUUUGCAGCAAAACAUCUCCUCCGACAAAGAGCUUGGCGCCUCCAUCUGCAUCAGGGUCAAGGGAAAGACCGUCGUGGAUAUUUGCGGUGGCUACGCGGACGCAGCGCGAUCGAAGCCAUGGUCCGAGAAUACAAUUGUAUCGGUCUGGUCAAUGACCAAGGCGGUCAUGGGUUUGGCCAUGCUACUUCUCAUCGAUCGUGGCCUGGUCGAUCCAGAUGCCCCGGUUGCUAAAUACUGGCCGGAGUUUGCUGCUAACGGUAAAGAGGGUGUAUUGGUUCGACACUUUAUGAGCCACACGGCUGGCCUGCCAUCCUUCGAUCCCCCGAUCGACGAGGCCACCCUGCUUAAUGUGCCCCAGGCGACCGAAAACCUAGUUCAACAGAAACCCUGGUGGACACCCGGCACGGCACACGGGUAUCACCUUUGCUCCCAGGGGCAUCUCAUUGGGGAGCUAGUCCAUCGCAUAACGGGGAAAACGCUGGGUGAGUUUGUGCACGACGAGCUGGCUGUUCCCCGUAAUGCCGACUUCCAUCUCCCCGUGGCAGAAGAAGAAUGGGAUCGUAUCGCAGAAAUGGUUCCUGCCUCGGCGAAGAUGGACCUCUCCGGGUUAGACCCCAACAGUAUCAUGUAUCGUGCUAUGACUGGUAGUCCUGCUAAUCCAAACGCGCCCAAAGAGCCUGCGUUCCGUCGCAGUGGUCUUGGAUCCAUCGGUGGCUUUACCAACGCACGCGGGGCCAAUGACAUUUUAUCCAUCAUUACGCAGAAUGGCACUGUGGACGGGAAGCGGUUCUUGAAUCCUGAGACAAUUGACAAAAUAUUCGAGGUGCAGGCCAGUGGCCCAGACCAGGUGAUCGGAUUAAGUAUCGCGUGGGGACUUGGUUUCGGCAUUGAUAUGCUAGGUACCGUGGAUUGGAUGCCAUCGGGCAAGAUGGCCUUCUGGGGAGGAUGGGGAGGGUCCUUUGCGCUUAUGGAUCUCGAUCGUCAAAUGACUUUUACGUAUGUGAUGAAUAAGAUGGGCAUGAGUAUCCUUGGCAAUGAGCGGACGGGGGAUUAUGUGAAGGCUGCUUAUGCGGCGUUGGAAGGGUAUAACGCGUGACAGUCGACUGUAUGGUCGUCGAUGUAGCGUGCUUGGGGAUGCAUGCAGUUGCUGAUUCAAUUAUUAUUUCAAAUUGCAGAUGAACAUAUACCAGUUGGCCAGUCCAAGUAGCGUUAGUGUACAGCUUAUUCUACAGACAGCGAAGUAUUCGUCUAACGUAUGUA